UUUCUGUUAGAAAACGCGGCAUGUUUACAAGCAGAAGAGCGGCGCCACUCAAGGGAACUGCAUGUGGUGCUUGUCUUCUCCGCUCUCUGAAGGAUAUGGAUACGGAGGAGAUACUACGCCUGCUUGAGGCCUCUGAGGAGGAGGAGGAGGAUGAAGAGGAAGGUGAUGACUGGCCAACUGCUUCUCUUGAGGCCACUGAACUUUUUCCUCAUGGAACAAUAAUUACUGAGACAGACACAGAAGAUGAGUCGCAAGUGGAUGAGGUCGAGUCUUCAUCAGAUGCUCCAAGCACAAGUACAGCACAUCUUGAUGAUCUGGCAGUACAUCCAUCACCAAAUCAUGCAUCAAAUCAAAGGAGAGUGGUAAAUAGAUCACACUUAUUUCACAGAGAUUCACAUUUUAGGAAAAUGUUUCCAGCAGAUACUGAUGAAGCUGCAAUUACAGAGCCUACUGUUGUUUCUCCAGUUGAAUAUUUUUCAGGUUAUAUUUCUGAGGAAAUAUGGAAUGCACUUACACUGGAAACACAAAAAAAACAUAUGUCAGAGACAGGCAAGCCCUUAGCUUUGACUGUGGAGGAGAUGAAAACAUUUAUAGGCAUAACAUUUGUGAUGUCUGUCUUGGCUAGAAUACAGACAUGA
Molecule: messenger RNA, 638 nt
Organism: Eriocheir sinensis (Chinese mitten crab)
Lineage: Eukaryota; Metazoa; Arthropoda; Malacostraca; Decapoda; Varunidae
Exons: 2
Coding region: 21-638 (205 amino acids)
Source: RefSeq, a predicted model, not a curated record